This is a messenger RNA of Pecten maximus, 2417 nucleotides long. Its product is annotated as cysteine and tyrosine-rich protein 1-like. The coding region runs from base 79 to 585 and encodes 168 amino acids. The record is from RefSeq and is a predicted model, not a curated record. Lineage: Eukaryota; Metazoa; Mollusca; Bivalvia; Pectinida; Pectinidae. The transcript has 4 exons.
UAUUUACUAUAGGGAUUUUGGCUUACACUCCUCACCAUUAUUGACAACUGUUGCUUGGUCGUUUGACAAACAGUCAAAAUGGCGGCCCAGUCUGUAUGGCUCGUGAUCGCAACUCUCUUCCAGCUUAUUUCACUUUCCAAGUCAAGUCUGUGUUACUAUGGUUACUCCUACUACUAUUCCUACUACAGUAAUUACUAUUACCGGUCGUACUACUGUGAUGGAGGCUGUUGUGGAUACUACUACAGUCGAUACUGCUGUGACAGUGCGAAUGUUGGGACUAUCGCUGGAGCUGUUAUUGGAGGUAUCAUCGUCGUUGCCGUCGUAGCCGUCAUUGUUAUCAUCUGUUGUAAACAAAAGAUGACAACGAGACGAACUGGUGUCGUCAUACCUCAGAAUAGAACAACCAUCACUACAGUUUCACAGCCGCCACCACCACCACAACCGCAGCCGUACAUGCAGCCCUACGGACAGCCUCCGCCUUACCAACAACCUGGAAUGGGAUAUCCUCCACCCCAACAGUACCCUCCCCCACCACAGCCUAUGGGCCAAAAUCCAGCUUACCCCCCUCCUCCACCCGCGUAUUAGAGAAACCUAUCUGAUGUAGAUCACAGAACCACGUGAUCGUCUGCACAGAGUGAUCUUCUACAAAUGUUGAUAUCAAUGUCUCUCUGUGGUAGACAUGGAACUUGAAUUUUUCCCUCCCAAACACGUUGAUUGAAUUCGAUGGAAUUGUACAAUACUGUACUGUGCUUAUUUUAGCGCAUAACCAAAUUUCACCAUUAGCGUAGUGAUGAGAUGAAUUAGCGCAACCGAAAUACCAUAGAGAACAAUAUAAAGAAAUUAUACAAUCACCGCUACAGUUUGUACAUUUACAGUUUAUAUGCUUUCCAAGUUGUUGUCGUUGUUGAAUGGACUGUGGGAUGUUUACAUUCCAUAAAAUUCCUCCGUUCUGACAUUUGCUGUUUAGAAAAAGUGCUAUAAUUAGAUGUGAUUAUUGUCUUUCACUAUUGCAUAAUAUAAUGUUUUGUUAUUUGUGUCUGAACAAAGAGGAAGACUGCCUUCACAAGUUGACAAACGACUUAUGAAAUUAAAAAUUUCUUGUUUAAAAAAUAGUGUUUUUUCUAAGGUGAUCAUUUUUAAUAAUGUGCUGUCGAAAUUACUGUACGUUUUAUUCGUUGGGGAAGUAAGAAUCUUCUUUAAAACAUGUUACAGCUGACCCUGGUUUCAUCAACAUCACUUAAUGUAGUAAAGCAUUGGUAUUAUGGGGGAUCUUAGUUAACGGCCCUUCCUUAAAUUAUGUAAUGUUAUGUUAAUACAUGUCUUUAAAAGUAUUACUGAUGAAGCUGGACAAUGGCCAUACACAGGCACUUAGUGAAACAAUGUAGUUUUCUCUAAUGAAAAAUACAAAGAAAUCUUGUCAGUAUCCUAGCGUUAAUUUUUCAUAGGGAGAAUAAAUUUCCACCUAAUGAAUAACUUAGAGUCAUAAUGAAAUUAAACUUUGACAAUUUGUCACUUGAAUUAUAAAUUUAAUAUAGGUACAAAAAAACUGGGGUAUUUCCCACUAAUUAAGCAUUUGAAUUGUAACUAUAUUUGCUCUGAAGACGUUAAUGAAAAAGAGUAUGUAAAAAACUUGGUGUACCAUGCAUAUUUAUUUACAUGUUGUAUCUUCAAUUAAUUCAGUAUAACUGAAUAGUCAUAUUAUGUUCAUGCAUUGCCCGAUUGUAACCAAUAGAUAAGGGAAUGUAAUGAAAAUAUCUACUGAUUUUAAUGUCGUUUAUAACGGUAUGUAUAAACAAAACAGUUUAUUAUGGACAGAUAAUAAUCAAAAUGUUUUGAUUUUUGACAAAUAUGAUAUCUUUUAGUAUCAAUUUAUAUCAGAUAUUUUAUCUAUUGCUUAUCUUAUCAAACACAUUGUUACAGCCAUUUUGGUGACUUAUUAUGUCGAUAAUUUUUCGUUCUGAUAAACAGAAAUAUAACCAUCAUAUACUAUGGUUCCUUAAAUCUAUAAUCGAUUAUUUCGUGUUACUUGGUUUCAUUUAUUCUCAACAAACAAUCAAUCAACAAAAAUGCUCUUACACAUAUAUCAUUCCGAUCAUUUUGGAAAAAUGUCUACACUAUUGUUUACAUGUAUGUUUGCUGAGAUAUAAUUGUGUUAUUAUCUCCCUAAUAUCGCCGUAUGCUAAAUAUUUAUACAUUUAUUCAAUCUUUGUCGAAAUUUUGCGUUUCUAAUUUUAAAGAAUUCAUAGCAAGUAAAUAAGCAUAUGGUUUUCCGAGUAGCUAAUUAUCCCUGUGACAGCCAAACCAAAGAAAACACGCUAAUAUUAAAGUUUGUGAUUGAAAUAAAUCAAAAUAAUGAUUCAACGAUUUUCUGUUUCUUCAUGGAGACAAAUGUGAGAAUAAACAUUUUUCAAAGUGUA